This is a messenger RNA of Staurois parvus, 351 nucleotides long. Lineage: Eukaryota; Metazoa; Chordata; Amphibia; Anura; Ranidae. The record is from the annotation of a GenBank genome assembly.
UGCCCCAUCAUUGGUGUCAGUGGGAGGAAUAGUGCCCCAUCAUUGGUGUCAGUGGGAGGAAUAGUGCCCCAUCAUUGGUGUCAGUGGGAAGAAUCGUGCCCCAUCAUUAGUGUCAGUGGGAGGAAAAGUGCCCCAUCAUUGGUGUCAGUGGGAAGAAACGUGCCCCAUCAUUGGUGUCAGUAUAGGAAUAGUGCCCCAUCAUUGGUGUCAGUGGGAAGAAUCGUGCCCCAUCAUUGGUGUCAGUGGGAGAAAUAGUGCCCCAUCAUUGGUGUCAGUGGGAGGAAUAGUGCCCCAUCAUUGGUGUUAGUGGGAGGAAUAGUGCCCCAUCUUUGGUGUCAGUGGGAGGAAUAG